This is a messenger RNA of Vespula pensylvanica (western yellowjacket), 5194 nucleotides long. RefSeq names its product IQ motif and SEC7 domain-containing protein 1 (gene siz). Gene Ontology annotation, biological process: actin cytoskeleton organization; regulation of ARF protein signal transduction. NCBI's taxonomy places the organism in Eukaryota, Metazoa, Arthropoda, Insecta, Hymenoptera, Vespidae. The record is from RefSeq and is a predicted model, not a curated record. The coding region runs from base 662 to 3844 and encodes 1060 amino acids. The transcript has 8 exons. Gene Ontology annotation, molecular function: guanyl-nucleotide exchange factor activity.
UUAGUACGACUGGAGAACUGGAACGAUACGGAAUUCGGACCGGACCGGGCCGUGGGACAGUAGACAAGGAGGAGAGUCCCAAGAUGGCGAAGCUGGGAUGAAACGGUGUCGCAUCGUGGGGGCGGUUAGUCGUCGAUUUCUCACGGUAGACUGUGCAUCCGUUAUGCGCGUUAUCACCGGCAACUUGCCUUGACUUUCUACGGUCGAUCGAGGUUUAGCGAUCGAGAUUUUCGAUGCUGUACAAGUCGUAUUAUUCGAUCGCGAUAAAAGGCGCGAGGAAAGAAGAAGUGUCGUAUUCAUCUUUCUCGUCUUUCGUUCUCUUCUUAUUCUUAUUCUUAUUCCAUUUACUUCUUUCAUUACAUUUUCUCGGUGUUAUCGGAAAGAAGAAGAAGAAAGGGAAAUCGUGCGCGGGAAGAUUGACGCUAAAGUGAUUCAAUAAAAUAAUAUAAAAUUAAAUAAAGUAAAGUAAAAUAAGAUAAAACGAAGUAAAGCAAAAAUAGAGAAAGAAAGAAAGAAACAAACAAACAAACAAACAAACAAAGAAAUAAGGGAAAGAAAAAGGAAAAGAAAUCCGUGAGAAAAAGAUAUAGAAAACGUUCGAAAGGGGGAAUCGCGUGUGUGCCAUCAUUAUCCGUAUAAGAGAGAAGGUAAACAAAACGGUAUGAGCGCGGUACUGAACAGUGUUGUUGGAGGUGCUGGUGGAGGUGGUGGAGGUAGCACAACCGCCGAAUCGGCAACCGGUCUACUCGAUCCCGACGUUGAGACCAUUAUCGAAGAAAAGAAUCAAUUGAUCAGCCGGCAAUAUGCAGAGAUCGAAAGACUUCAAAGAGAACUCAGAGAAGUCAUCGGCGAACGCGAUGCUCUAAUCUGCGAGGUAUCGAAAUUCAAGUUCGAGCGCGAGAUGACCGACCUCAAACGUCUUCACGAUGAUAGUUUUCCGCAAAAGAUGGAAAGGCCGUCGCACAGUUCGAACGUUAAUCAAAUGCAUGGAGGUGGCAACGUACACGGCGUUUAUUCAUCUGGAAGUCAGACCAGUCUCUCAACUUCCUACGUUACUGGACAAUCUUAUAUGCAGGGACAAAAUUACGUACACGGUGCAUACUCAUCGCCCAAUGUACAUACAGGCUAUCCUCAUACGAGUUAUUCUCAACCACAAAGUUAUGGUACCAUGGUACAGGGAUAUGGUGGACAACCCCAAAUGGGUUAUCAACAAAAUCAUCUUAAAAAGGGAACCGUACGAAACGGUGACGUCUUGAAGAGAUGCAGACUUCAAACUGCAUACGAACUAUCUCAGGAUCUUCUUGACAAGCAAAUCGAGAUGCUAGAACGAAAAUAUGGCGGCGUUAAGGCAAGGAAUGCGGCAUUGACGAUACAACGUGCGUUUAGGAGGUACACAUUGUUGAAAAAAUUCGCUGCCAUAACGGCAAUGGCAAAGGCGGAGAAAAGAUUGAGCAGAAAACUACAGGACCCUGUAGAUCGUCCAGUUAACGCAACUGAUCACGAAAGGAUGGCCUAUCACAGUCAGAUAUAUAUACAACAGAAUCAAACGGCGAACAGGCCGAUGCCUAUAAGGAGUAUGUCGCUUAGGGAGAGGAGACACGUCGAUAAUUCGCAAUCGCCAAUACCAAGAAGUCAAAGUGGCAGGUGUGAGAUUCAAAUAGGUGGUGGUGGUGGUGGACAUCAACACGUUAAUCAUAGCUUGCAUCAAAGUGGUAGGCAUACACCAUCUUUGGCACCUAGCCCGUGCAACAGACAUCAGCCUUUACCUCCUAGCCCUUGCUGGGAAUCGAGUUCUCAGGAGAGUGGUUCCAGCAUUCAUUACUACAAUCCACAGGAUACCUUGUGUGGUCUUAGACAAGAUACACCCCCUAGAGAUUUACUUCGAACGCCAUGCACUUCUCCGUCUGGGCCACACAAUCUUCAGACCCCGAUAUCGCAGAACUGGAACAACACGAGCCAACUUAGCUCUGCCGGUAGAUCCAGGGGUGGUUCCGGUAAGAAAGUACCACCGGAAGUUCCAAAAAGAACGUCUUCCAUCACGUCGAGAUCAAUGGAACCGCGUCACAAUGGUCUGAGCAAAAGCGUAGAAAACGGUAGCCUGAGCUCCGUCCAAAGUUCCGGUAGCGACUCCACCAACUGUGAGAGUUCCGAGGGUGACGCUCAGAGAGGGUCACCGGUAUGGAAACACAAAGGAAUCUCGAGUUCACCCGAACAUCAAGAUUGUGCAAGUCAUACUACCGACACUGGAACGAUAAUAAAUAGCGUGAAGGAUCUCGGCCAUUCCCAUGCUAGUUCCAGUUAUCAAUUACCAUUAAUGGAUCAUGCCGAUUCAAUGCCACAAACGAGUUAUAAAGUAUCAGAGACCGUAAGAAAACGCCAAUAUAGGGUUGGAUUAAAUCUUUUCAAUAAAAAGCCAGAAAGAGGAAUAAGUUAUUUAAUAAGACGUGGAUUCCUUGAGAACAGUCCGCAAGGAGUUGCGAGGUUUUUAAUUAGUAGAAAGGGAUUAUCGAAACAAAUGAUCGGAGAAUAUCUUGGAAAUUUACAAAAUACUUUUAACAUGGCUGUACUCGAAUGCUUCUCGCAUGAACUAGAUUUAUCGGGGAUGCAGGUCGACGUUGCACUGCGAAAAUUCCAAGCGUAUUUCAGAAUGCCCGGGGAGGCACAAAAGAUCGAACGUUUGAUGGAAGUAUUCAGUCAACGUUACUGCCAAUGUAAUCCUGACGUUGUCUCGAGAUUACGUUCGGCCGAUACAGUAUUUGUUUUGGCAUUUGCAAUAAUCAUGCUAAAUACAGAUUUACAUACGCCGAAUCUAAAACCAGAACGUAGAAUGAGACUCGAUGACUUCGUUAAGAAUCUCAGGGGUAUCGACGAUUGCGGUGACAUUGAUAAGGACAUACUCGUUGGCAUUUACGAGAGAGUUAAGGACAACGAAUUUAAACCGGGCUCCGAUCACGUAUCUCAAGUUAUGAAGGUCCAAGCUACGAUAGUUGGGAAAAAACCAAAUAUGGCUUUGCCGCAUAGAAGAUUGGUCUGUUAUUGUAGAUUAUACGAGAUACCGGAUAUUCACAAGAAGGAAAGACCUGGGGUACAUCAAAGGGAGGUCUUCCUUUUUAACGACUUACUCGUUGUUACCAAAAUUUUGAGUAAGAAAAAGAACAGCGUUACGUACACGUUCAGACAAAGUUUUCCACUUUGCGGAAUGGUCGUGACAUUAUUCGAGGUUCCUCAUUAUCCGUAUGGAAUAAGAUUGUCUCAACGGGUCGAUGGCAAAGUCCUAGUCACAUUCAACGCCAGGAACGAACACGAUAGAUGUAAAUUUGUUGAAGAUCUUCGCGAGUCGAUAAGCGAAAUGGACGAAAUGGAAACAUUGAGGAUCGAAACGGAAUUGGAACGGCAAAAAAGUAGCAGAGGUGCGAGAGGGGGUGCCGAAAAUAGAGAUUCUGGUGUAGCCGACGUAGAAGUUUGUCCUUGUCCAGGACCAUGUUCCGAAAGAUCAGAAACAGUCGACAUGGAUACACAAUUGAAACGUUCCGCUCUGAGUAACUCGUUACUAGAUAUACACGAACAAUUCGCCGGUGAGAAACCGCAACGUCGUGGGAGCGUAGGCUCGUUAGAUAGCGGUAUGUCAAUUUCAUUUCAAUCUACUUCUGCGAGUUCUAUGAGCCAGGGUAUUAAACAUCCUGGACAACAAGUGCAUCCUGUUCACCCAGGUGCUACGAUUCCUGGUGGUAGCAAAGGUCUCACUCAACAGCCAUCUUUUUUAGGCGGCCUCUUUGCUAAACGCGAACGAAAGCUAUCGCAGUCGGAUGACUCAACACCUUAUAGCCGUACUACGGAAGUAUAAUGUAUCCUUCCAAUAGUAUAUAUGUAAGAUUAAAAAGUGAAAACAAACUAUGCUCGGUUUUAUUUUAGUACGCUUUGUGAAAAUACUUGAUUGUCAAUGUGGGAUAGAUUACGAUUAUUAAAUAUUUAUGAUCAAACAAAAUGUGAGAAAAAAAAAAAAGAGAAAAGAAAGAAAAAAAAUAACAAAAAAUCGGCGUCAAUAUACUGUUUUAAAUUAAAGAUACCAAAUCAUUUUAUCUUUAUAUCAUACCUAUACACCAUUGUCUCUCAUCGUCAUAUUGUAUUUAUACGAAUUUAUGUUAAUCGUAAAUCGGUUUUUAAAAUCAUUAUAUUGUCUAUGUAAUAUAAUAUUAUAAUCGGAAGACAUUGCACUUUUACAAUUGUAUAAUCAUGCGUGCACAUUUUAUAUUAUUGUAUCGUUAUAUUCAAGUACGUAUUAUAUUACUUGGAAUUUUUCUAGGUCCGAAAUACAAUGUUAAAAAGUUAAAGCCGAUGGGAGGGGAAAGGGAUGGGUAGCUCAGAAAGUUCCUACAUGGGCCAAAAGUUUCUUGAUGAUUUUAGAGAUCAAUUACUCCUUCUACGAGAUCUUACGGAUUAAUUUCUUUUCUUUUCUCCUAUUACUUUAUUCUUUCCUUUGAGAUGGCAAAACUAUGAGCCUAUGAUAUAAAUAUAUAUAAAACAAUCUCGGAAAAGAGUAACUGAGAUAUUUAAAAAUCACUUUAAGAACUUUUUCUGGGAAUCCGCCCGUGAACUUUCGUGUAUGAAACCCUGUAUUUGAAAAAUUUUUUCAUUAAGGAAGGUAGAAAAAAAGAACAAAGAAAAAAAUAAUAAAAAAAAAAAAAAAAAAAAGGAUCGUAAUGAAAAAGGAAAUUUUAUUUAACGACAACGGUGUAUAUCGCGAAGCGCACUAAAAAAAAAUUGACAGACAGAAGGAAUACACUAAUACUUAAGAGAAAACACGUCGGUAUAUAAAUUUAUUGGAUUGGGCAGGAUCCAAUCGUCAUGAUCGCUUGGACGUUCUCUGACAAAUUUUAAAAACAGAUUUUCCUCUAUCGAAAAUGUGUAUAGUAUUUAUUUGCCCUAAUGUCUAACGCGCAGAAGGGUUUUCCCUUUUCAUAUAUUAUAUUUAUAACAUAUGGAAAGGAUGUGUGUGUAUGUAUGCGUGUACGUGUGCGUGUGCGUGUGCGUGAUUAUGAACGGUCCAUUUGUAUUUGUAUUAUAAAUAAUCAAUACAUUAUUGUGACACGUGUAUACCAUCAUGAUUAAUUUGAGAAAGGAUUAAGGAAUUUAUUUGAUAAAAAAGUGAAAUAAACAAAUUCGAUUUGUAAAAGGAAUCUAUUGAUAACGAUAA